AUGGGCGGGAGAACCCCUCUUGUUGUCCUCACCUUUUCUCUUGCUGUUCUGACCAUUAAGUUUGGGAUUUCUCAUGGCUGCCGAGAGACGGAGAGGAAAGCCCUCAUCGACUUCAAGCGUGGACUUCAUGAUCCUUCCAAUCGUCUCUCUUCCUGGGUCGGAGAGGACUGUUGUGCGUGGGAAGGAGUUGGCUGCAGCAACAUCUCUGGUCAUGUUAUCAAGCUGGAUCUUCGAAAUAGACGACGAAUGCAUCUAUAUGAAGACUGCACUCAUCAGGAGUUGUACUACUUGUCGGAUGAUGAUCCAGGAUGCAAUUGGGCAGUGCGUGGUGACAUAACUCCAUCACUGCGUUCUCUCCAACAACUUAAUCGCCUGGACCUCAGCGGCAACUAUUUUAUGCAUAAACCUAUCCCCAAGUUCUUUGGAGCUUUCAGAAGACUAACAUAUCUUAACCUCUCAGGUGCAGGCUUCGUGGGUAGAGUACCUGACCAGCUCGGAAAUCUAUCCACUUUGCAGCACCUCGACCUUUCUUAUAACUGCUAUUGGGAUGGUGAAGGUGAUGGCUUCUUCUGCUUGUACCUUGAGAACACGAGAUGGAUCUCUAUGCUCACUUCCCUUCGGCAUCUUAACAUGACUCGUGUCCGUUUUACAAAUGCGGCCAACUGGUUCCAAGAUUUGAAUGCACUACCACAGAUACAAGAGAUUGAAUUAAGACGUUGUGAAUUAGGGACCUUUACACGUUCGCUGUCUCAUGUCAACUUCACAUCUCUCACCACUCUUGAUUUACGAGGCAAUGAUAUAAAUUCCACCAUACCAGAUUGGGUGUUCAAUAUUACUAGCCUCGAGUUCCUUUAUCUUGGUUGGAAUGACCUCUAUGGAUUCUUUCCUAAUUCUAUUGCGAAGUUGACAUCUCUCAGGGCACUCGACUUGUCUGGGAGUGUGUUCCAAGAUGGCUUCAUGCGAUUAGCUCCUAUAUCCAACCUCUGCAAGCUCCAAAUUCUCGAUCUAAGCUAUGUGCCUAUUAACGAUGUGCUUGCCAAUUUAAAAAUGGUUUUCUCUGGAUGUCUUAGGAAUAGCAUGGAGGAAUUGUACCUCGGAGGCACCCAACUGAGUGGUUUCUUUCCGAAUUGGCUAGGGAACAUCAAGAAUCUUAAAUCUCUUGAUCUUUCUUUCAACUCUAUCUAUGGAUCAGUGCCUGCAUCUAUCAGGAAUCUAUCAUUGCUGCAACAUUUAGUUUUAUAUUCCAAUGGUUUGAAGGGGACGAUUUCGGAAGGCAUCGGACAACUGAAGAGCCUUGCCUAUUUGGAUCUCUACAAUAACUCGUUGAGCUUAUCGGAGGACGACCUAGCUAAUCUAUCGAGUUUGAAAUAUUUGGACAUUUCGUACAAUUUCAUUGAAUUGAACAAAAGUAAUGAUUGGAUCCCUCCUUUUCAGCUUCAAAGCCUCUCCAUGGAUUUCUGUCAAAUAGGGCCCACGCCCCAAUUUCCAAAAUGGCUCCGAACACAAACCAUUCUUCAUCGACUACAAUUGUCAAAUGCAGACUUAUCAAGCAACAAAUUAGUAGGUGGAGUCCCUGAUUCGCUCUGUAAUUUGCAAACGCUAGAGUCGCUGCACUUGAGUCACAACAAUUUAUCCGGGCCGAUUCCUCAUUGCUUAAAGAGUUGCACAGAACUAGCUACUCUCGACUUGGGCCACAAUAACUUCAUUGGGAAUAUACCAACUUGGAUUGGAGAAAGCCUUUUGUACUUGAAGACACUUAGCUUACGCUCCAAUGCCUUCACCGGCAACAUUCCUCAAUUAUCUUCUCUACCAUAUAUUCGUAUCUUGGAUCUCUCCAACAACAAUCUUUCAGGAACAAUACCACAGAGCUUCGGGGACUUCAGUGCGUUAAAAGGUGCUCCUGCAUAUCAUUGUUGUUACUUCAACAACAAUACUCUCUCUGUGGAAUAUAUGUGGCUCUUCGUAAAAGGAAGUGAAAUCAAGUAUACCACCACCAGACAACUUUCAAUUGAUACACUUAUUGAUCUCUCCAACAAUAACUUAUCAGGAAACAUCCCUGAAGAGUUGGGGAAUUUGCAUGGAUUGCGAAGCUUAAAUCUGUCCGGAAAUUAUCUUACAGGUCAAAUACCAAGAAGCAUCGACGAAAUGAAACAACUAGAAGUUCUCGAUCUAUCAAGAAAUAAUCUUUCGGGUGUAAUUCCUUCCGGUUUGGCAUCUUUGAAUUUCUUGAACCAAUUGAAUUUAUCAUAUAACAAUCUUUCUGGAAGGAUUCCCACUGGCUAUCAGUUACAAACUUUUACUGAUCCAUCUAUUUAUGCUGGCAAUCCAAAUCUUUGUGGCCCUCCUCUCCCCAAAAAUUGUACGGUGAAUAUAACGAAGGCUGAUGAAGAAGAGCAAAAUGAUGAUUCAUUUGAGAGCAGAAUUAAAACAAUUUGGUUAUACACAAGAAUCACAUUAGGAUUUAUUAUCGGAUUUUGGGCGAUUUGUGGAAGCCUUUUGUUGUUACGGACAUGGAGGAUCGCGUACUUCCACGCCAUUGAUAAUAUAUUUGACAAGCUAUACGUGGUGAUAGUAGUGACCAUGGCAAAAUACAAAAGAAAGCUACGAUGA
Molecule: messenger RNA, 2610 nt
Organism: Musa acuminata AAA Group (dessert banana)
Lineage: Eukaryota; Viridiplantae; Streptophyta; Magnoliopsida; Zingiberales; Musaceae
Product: receptor-like protein EIX1
Exons: 2
Coding region: 1-2610 (869 amino acids)
Molecular function (GO): protein binding
Source: RefSeq, a predicted model, not a curated record